Ipomoea nil (Japanese morning glory) is the source of this 486-nucleotide messenger RNA. RefSeq lists its product as uncharacterized. Lineage: Eukaryota; Viridiplantae; Streptophyta; Magnoliopsida; Solanales; Convolvulaceae. The record is from RefSeq and is a predicted model, not a curated record. Bases 1 to 486 code for a protein of 161 amino acids. The transcript has a single exon.
AUGCGGUUUGAAAGGAAAGGGAAGUUGAGCCCUAGGUUUAUAGGCCCGUAUGAAAUCCUAGAGAGGGUUGGAAGUUUGGCCUACCGUUUGGCGUUGCCUAUGGAGUUAGAAAGUGUGCACAACGUGUUCCACGUAUCACAGCUCAAGAGAUAUGUUCACGACCCGGCUCAUGUUUUACCACCGGAAGUAAUACCGAUAGAUGAAGAUUUGUCUUAUGAGGAGAGGCCGCUCAGAAUUUUGGACUUCAAGACUCGGGAGACACGUAGGAAAUCCGUUAAGAUGGUGAAGGUUUGGUGGACGCAUCACGGGAUUGAGGAAGCCACUUGGGAACUGGAGUCCACUAUGCGGGAGCGGUACCCAGAGUUGUUUGUAAAAGGUACCUUAUUUUCUUCGUUUGUUGUUUGCUUUGCGUGCUUGUCUUUGCGUGAUGCUUGCGGCUUAGUUAGUUUGGUAUCAGAAAGUGGGUGUUUUGUGUUGGUUGUCUAG